AUGGAACUGUUAGAACUUUUAGACGACGUCGAGUUGGUAUGUGUCGCGCUCGCUGCUGACACAGUUGAGCGAAACCGUGUUCAUUGGGUCCACCCACUCAAUGCUCAGAGAAUAACUUUGGGUGAGUUUCACUGCUUAUACUCUGACUUGAGACAAUAUCCGGAUCGUUUUUUUAAUUACUAUCGUAUGUCGAUUAAAUCAUUUGACGAAUUGGUGAGUUUAUUGAGACCAUAUAUAUCUGAAACGAGCUCCACCUUCAGAGAAACUAUUGGCGUUGAAAGACGGCUGACAGUUACAUUAAGAUAUUUAGUUACCGGAUCUCGUUUUUCAUCUUUACAGCAUCAAUUUAAAAUGGGUAGAACUACUAUCAGUCAAAUAGUAAAAAAUACAUGUAUUCAAAUAUGGAAUGUUUUACAACCCAUUGAAAUGCCCACACCGACAAUCUCUAAAUGGAUAGAAAUUUCCAAAGUAUUUUUUGAAAAACAAAUUUCCCAAAUUGUAUUGGUGCAGUCGAUGGGAAGCAUAUACCUACGCAUAGUUUCUCCUCAACAUAGUGGCUCGAAUUAUUUUUGCUACAAAAAGUUUUUUUCAAUUGUCUUAAUGGUAGUUUUUGAUGCUAAUUAUUGUUUUACAAUUGUGGAUGUAGGGGCUUAUGGUCGUGAAGGAGAUACAAAUAUUUUUAAACAAUCUACUUUUGGAAAACAGCUCUACAACAAUUCGUUAAAAUUACCACCUUCGACUAACCUACCAAAUACUGAUGGCCCUGCAUUUCCCUAUGUAUUAAUUGGAGAUGAAGCUUUUGGAAUUCAUCAGCAUUUAUUAAGACCUUAUUCAAGCUGUGAUUUAAAUUAUUCUAAACGAAUUUUUAAUUAUAGACUUUGUAGAGCUAGAAGAAAUGUUGAGUGCCCUGAUUUUGUAAAUAUCAUAGUUCAAGCAGCUACAGUUCUCCAUAAUUAUAUACGACGGAGGGACGGAUUUGCGUUUGAAGACACUCUAAACUGUGAUAACAUGUUGGCUAUUGAACCACGAGGAACUGCAUCUAGAAGUUUAAUUGGACAACAGGUUAAGGAUCAAUUCGCCCAGUACUUUUUAAGUGAUGUUGGAAGUGUUCCGUGGCAAAAUAACAGGAUUUAA
Acyrthosiphon pisum (pea aphid) is the source of this 1134-nucleotide messenger RNA. Its product is annotated as protein ALP1-like. The record is from RefSeq and is a predicted model, not a curated record. The coding region runs from base 1 to 1134 and encodes 377 amino acids. Lineage: Eukaryota; Metazoa; Arthropoda; Insecta; Hemiptera; Aphididae. The transcript is spliced from 3 exons.